Didymodactylos carnosus is the source of this 465-nucleotide messenger RNA. Lineage: Eukaryota; Metazoa; Rotifera; Eurotatoria; Philodinida; Philodinidae. The record is from the annotation of a GenBank genome assembly.
AUGCACACUGAGCAUGGAACAGCGACACUCUCCAUUCGUGAAACCGAACUUGAUGAUAAAGGUUUCUAUACUGUUCGAGCAACCAAUGUUGAGGGCGAAGCUGAGGCCAAAACUACACUGUUCAUCAUUUGUAUCGAUCCCGUGAUCAACACUGAUCUUGAUACUACAUUACAAGGCACCGAAGGUGAAACAAUGACUCUGAAACUAGCAGUCAGUGGAACACCGAAACCAGACAUUGUACGGAUGAAAGGUAAUGAUGAGCUCGCAGCCAGUGAUCGUGUACAGGUGACAGUAUCAGCUGAUAAUGAUGACACAUACGCAUCGACUAUCUUCAACGUUCAGCCAAAAGACCUAGGGGAAGAUUCAGCCAAGAUCACUCGUGUUGAUGAAUCACUCCAAUCCAAUAAGUACAAAGUCACUGUCUCGGGUAUGUGGGUGUGGAUGAAGGUGCGAGGAUGUGGAUGA